AUGGUCACCAAUCUCAGCAGCGGCGGCGGUGGAUUCUACAAGUAUAGGUGCAAGUACUUUUACUCCAAGUCUUGCCAGAAUUGGGUUUACGUCAACGGCGAAGCCUGCAUGCAGUGCCUUGCCGACGGAUGCGACGCCCAAGAGCACCAUGUCAUUGCAGACGACUGCGGCCACUCGACCGAAAAGCUCCCUAUUUCGGGGAAGACGAUGCUGCAAAGGGUAAUGGACGAAAUUUGA
This is a messenger RNA of Parascedosporium putredinis, 237 nucleotides long. Lineage: Eukaryota; Fungi; Ascomycota; Sordariomycetes; Microascales; Microascaceae. The record is from the annotation of a GenBank genome assembly.